UAUUAAUGAAUCUUCCACAACAUACCUAUGAACAAGACGUAAGGGGCUAGAGGACAUUUUAUUACCACUUUGAAACCAUUAUUUGAUCUUUAAAAGGGCAAGGUAUGGUUUCAUGCAAAAACUUCCUGAAAGACGGAUGAAAAUUGAUCAUAUCUUUCCCAAGAAACGUGAUUACAAUGCUACAAUGCCCUUUGACAUACAUUUAGUAUAGGCGUUUCGGGAUAAGGAAUUUCUGUCACUCUUCUGAGUAUUGUGUUAGCUAAUCUACUGCUUCAAAAAUGAUUUGCUGGAAUUGUAUUUUAAAGAAAACAUUUGGACAGUUGCAAUAAAGUUUGACAAUUGAUUUAUUGCACUUGUCUUUGAGUCAUCACCCGGUGCUUAUUUACAGUUUUCCAUAUCUUCCUUUACUUGAUACUUUGAAAACACCUGCUAUUGACGCCAGCGAUCGGAUUGGAUGGAUACUCGCUGGAUACUGCCACCUUGGUGCGAUAAAGAGAGCAAAAUAUUGUUCAGGCUUUCUGCAGGUUUUCUAAUUCAGCGAGAAUAACUUUGUUGUAUGGUAUAAUAAGGUAACUUAAGAUAAGGUUUGGUCAGGUGACUUAAAUCGAACCGUAAGCAAACAAAUUUAAACUCUUGGCUUCAUCAAAAUACUGGCAUGACUCAAUGGCUUUGAUACUUGCGUGCUUACGCAGUCAUGAAACUUCAAUGCACAUGGUAUGAUGUUAAUAUUUAUUUUUGACGCGCAUUUGCCAAUAAUUUUGGUAUUUGGUUCUAUGAAAUGUUAGGGACUGAUUUUAACGGUGUCUUGUCUUUAUGCAAGAGGUAGUUUUUAAGCCCAAUGUUGUCCUUCUUGUGUUGUAACUCCUCUGUUGAAUUAAUGCAAACAUUUUUAUAUUAAACGUUGCUCACAGAGUUUGUUUGCUCAUGGACAAACUCUCAAAAAUGUUACAAAAACAGAGAAUAUCUCUGGGAUUUAUUGAUGGAAAGGAAACCGCUAGGAAAAAUAUUUUUAUGAAUAUAAAAUAGAAAAUUUGGGAGAUUUGCUCUUUAAAAGUAUGGUCAAGAAAGCCUUUUUUAAGUCUUACUUUACCAAUGAUCCUAGCAUGCCAAUAAAGUCCUUGCGAUGUCUAAAAUGUAUCUUUCUUUUAUUUGUGCCAAAGAGUUUAGGUUUUAAACAUGAUAAUUUUUAACUUGACCUCACUUAGUUAAUUCAUAGUUCAAAGGACCAAGGCAGGCUCUGUUUUUAUUAUUGAUGAAAUUACUGAAAAAUGCACAAAGCAUGCCAUGAUGAAGACAUGCAAUACUUUGUUUUGCUAGUGCUCGAAGUCGUAAAUAUACAAAGCAUACUCUUUUAUGAUUGUGCAAUUCAGUUUAUUUGAGCAGGCUGCAACUUUGUUCGGGCCUUGAUUGCUUCAUAGUUUAUUCAGUAGAAGAUUGCUUUAUUAAAAUUUGUUUGAGGCUUUGAAAGAAGUUUAAGCUUGUGGUUAAUAUUUGAUCGAUUGAAACAUAGAAAAGAACCUCAAUGUAAUAGUUAUACUAUACACAGUUAGCUGCAAUGUCGAAAAAGUCGAAUGUCGCUAGCAUUAAAGCUCAGGAAAAGGGAAGAUUUUUCAGGUAACUGGAAGCGUUUCUGACACAAAGAAAGGAUAAUAGAAACAUGUUUGAAUCAUUUUAGAUAAGCCUUGAUAGAAAAAAGCUACAACUAUGCUGCCAAAGGCUCUAGUCAAAUUGGGGCUUCUUUAAAAGAUAGUUUAGAGAUUGAUUGAGCUUUCACUAUGGUGUUAAAUGUUCUUGGCCUACCGUGUCUUUACUGUCUCAUUCAUUCAUUCAUUCAUUCACUCAUUCAUUCAUUUAUUCAUUCAUUCAUUCAUUCAUUCAUUAUUUCAUUCAUUCAUUCAUUCAUUCAUUCAUUCAUUCAUUCAUUCAUUCAUUCAUUCAUUCAUUCAUUCAUUCAUUCAUUCAUUCAUAUCCAAUUAUUUAAGCAUGGUAGCCCAUUCAGCAAUGCUGGUUUACAAGGGGCUAUACAUCUAAACUAAAAUAAAAGCUAACAUAAAAAGAAUAUGGUAAAUAGUUAUAAUAGAUUUAAACAUGACAAGAUACGCUACCCAACCCCUUCUAAGCCAAACUUCCCUCGCAAUUUGCGAUAAUCUUUUGCAUUAUUUUGAAUUCCAUUUCCCUUAAUGUGUCAAAUUUUAUUCACAAUAGAUACAUAUAUAUACAAUGGUUUAAAGCCUGAAGUAUGAUAUUAAAACAAAAAAACAAAAAAAUAAUGUUUGAAUAAGCUCCUUGAUCAGGGUUUAUCUUCCUGCGAGCAACACUCAUGCAAAUUUUGUAUCACUGUACCACCUUUUUCAACGAGCGAAGAAGUAUCUCUUACUCAAAAAAUAGCACCUUAAUUGAGUAAUUUGCUUUUUUUGUAUCCAGCAAAAUAGCAAAAAGAAGUUAAUUCCGGUUACUUUGAUCAACAUGAGUUGCUGAAUGCACUUUGCUGGACAUAUUCGACGAGUCAGUCUUUGAGUCAUCACCCGGUGCUUAUUUGCAGUUUUCUAUAUCUUUUUCUAUAUGAUCCUUUGGAAAACACCUGCUUUUGACGCUAGCGAUUGGAUUUAACUCGCUGGAUACUGCCAUCUUGGUGUGAUCAAAAGGGCAAAAUAUUGUUCGGGCUCUUUUGCGGUUUUCUAAUUUAGCGAAAAUAACUUUGUUGUAUGGUAUAAAAAGGUAACUCAAGAUGAGGUUUAGUCAGGUGACUUAAAUCGAACCGUAAGCAAAAAAAUUUAAACUCUUGGCUUCAUCAAAAUACUGGCAUGACUCAAUGGCUUUGAUACUUGCGUGCUUAUGCAGUCAUGAAACUUCAAUGCACAUGAAUAGCAGAAACGAGGCUGUCUUUUAAUCAUCCAGUUGACUACACUCGUUUUCUAUAAGAGACCUUCUACUAGAAACAGACAGUGGCGUCGCCAGCUCAAAAGAACUGGAGUGGACGAAAACAAAUUCUCUCGGCCACGCCCUUCAGACCCUUGAAAGGUCUGUUUUAGUAUUUUUCAUCUAUUUCGUAAUUUAGUAUAGUAAUUUAUCUUCUUUCUAUUUUUAAGCAAGCAACUUCUCAAGCAGCUUUUUUCGUAACGGUGGCUUUUUUGCAAGUGUGAAAAUCAUUAUCAAUCUGGUAAAGUGGUUGUUCUCUUCAUUUUGUGUAAGCAAUUGUUUUUUUGAAUGAACAGACAAUAACUAGUUUGAGUUGGCAUGAAGAAACAUAAAAACAAAGAAACUUUAUCCAUUUGCCUUGCUUCACUUUCUAGGCUAAUGCCAAGUCUAACUAGAUAGCAAGGUGAACCUUCAAUUUGAGAACCAGUCGUUCAAUAAUUGAUUGUAGGAGGUCUAACACUGAGAUUACCCGUUACAUUUGAUUUCUAUGUGUUUGUGUUCCAAUUCCCCUCAUUUGUGUACAUUUAUACAGCUGUUACUGAAAAAACUGUAAAUCUGUCUAGCAAAACAAUAAGUUUAAACGGUACUAUUGCUAAUCCAAAUAUAAUUUCGUGCGAAAAGAUUUAAGAAAUGCUCAGAGCCUUCGAUUUCCUUAGCAUUUUUAAGUAGCUCCUUUUUCUGCUGGCGCACUCACUGUGAGUUUAUCAGCAACAUGCAGUAGGAGAAUCAUCGAAAUUUGAAUCACGUGGUUUAGUUAUAACUUGUUUAAGCUUAAUGCCACCUAUCCUAUAAAGACAUUUGAACAUUCAGUGAAUUCCAUUUUUUGGUAUAGUAAGUUGAAGAUUCAAACAUGAUACCUGGAGAAGCUAAUAAUAGCUGCUAUGAAGCACCAUUCGUUGUAUCUAGAGCAACUCAUUUAGAGUAGCUGAUUUUUGUAUAGGCUAUGACAGUAGUGAAAAUAAGGUAAGAAAUGUCAUUGGAUGAAAUUUAUUUAAGACAUCAGUCAUCAAUUUGAGAACUUCAAGGGGAAAAUGUCCACCGGGAUAAUUGAAGAAGCAUUCACGUUACCGUCACAGUGUUAGCGUUGAGGGGGGAAUCACUGCACAGAAAUCUUGUAGACUUUUGGUAGAAAUCUUAUUGCUUUAUUUGAAAAUCUCUAGAAAUCCUUUUGUCUUCGUAGAAAUCUCGUAAGCUGUUUGCAGGAAUGAUUUGCCCCUGGGUCAUCCCACCCUUUCCAUUUAAUUGCAAAUAGAAACCUGGUUGAUGCAGCGUACGGUGAUUUGAUAUGAAGCUAAAGGUGAUUUUUCAUUUUUUGAUGAAAAAUGGUUUCUUGCAAUCUGCUCUUUUUAGAAUUUCUGUUUUUGCUUGUAGGUGAUAUCAGAUGGCAGGUUUGGAUACCGCCGAUGCGAUACUCAAGUUUGUAUCCCUGCUUCUUAUUCAAAUCAUUGCUUUUGGGGGCAACAUAUUGAUCCUUGCUGCAGGACUGCGUUGCAAGCAAUUACGCAAAGUAUCAAAUACCUUUAUUUUCAAUGUUGCCAUUGCCGAUUUACUGCAAUCUAUAUUCAUCAUGCCUUUUGGUUUGGCAUCGGUUUACUUCAAAAAAUGGCCACUUGGUACCAAAAUGUGCCAAGUUGUCGCUUUGCUAAAAGUAAUUAUAACUCUUGCCUCCGUACAGUCUUUAGCAGGGAUCAGCCUGGACAGAUACUUUUACAUUGUGAGACACAAAGAAACAGUCGCAACUAAAAAGCGAUUGAUUUCAUCGAUAGCUACUGUAUGGUCUAUCUCAACUGUCCUGGCAGUGUCACCUACAUUUGGCUGGGGCGAACUAGGGUUCGAUGAUGGCAAAACAAUUUGUACGGUAUUGUUCUACAAAAGCCUCUCGCACACAUUAGCUGUCUUUUGCACUGGACUUUUCAUACCUAUAUCAAUCAUGGCGUUUUGCUACAUCAAGAUAUUCAACUCUUUACGGUUGCAACGCCUGAAAAUUCAAACAAGGAAAGACAAUGACUUUGUGCUUGAGAUCCCGAUGCAAACUCUUGCGACUGACGGCAGCAACAGCGAAAUUUGUUUGAGGGACAACACUCACUUCAGCUCAGAAUGUUUUAGCAGAUCUCAACUUGAAAACAAAGAUCCUUUAAAAGGAAAAGUCCAAAUUCACAUAGUGGGCCAGCUUGAAACUGAUGUUAAGAGAAACGCGAGCUCAAAAAUAAACCCAGCAGGUGUUCCAAGACAUGGUAGGAUCCUAACGACCAAAGAAUAUCAUUUGCUGAGAACAGUUAGCCUUGUUAUCCUUGUCUUUCUUCUGUCUUGGUUUCCUUAUGUUCUUUUCAAUAUUCUCAGAGCGUCUCGAGCGGUACAAGACAACAACACAAUGGACACCAUCAACAUGUGGAUGGGCUUUGCAAAUUCUGCCAUGAACCCACUCAUAUACGGGCUACUUAAUGGUCAGUUCAGAUCAGCAAUUGCAAAACUCUUUUAACUUGCGUUGCUCUACAUGUGAAUAAUCUAAAAUGUGAGAAACCACUCUCCAAAUUCUUUGGAAUGUUUUGGCGUCCAACGUGGAAUGGUUUUAAUGCUUGAAGAGACAUAUCAGUAAACUACAUAUUUCGUUUCAUUGCUACCACUCAUCUUGCCAUCUGAACUAACUUAAACGAUCGUUGUAUAGUUCAACAAAUUUCUCAUGUCAGUACGUGUUUGUCGUUUGUUCAUAGUUGUUUCUUUUCAAUGUAUCUCACAGUUUUUCUCUGCUUAUGACUUGCGCACUAUAAAGCAAUUGCCUAGAGCACCCAAUUUAUUUGCCACCAGGUUUAAGUUUUAUUUAGCUUAAGGACAUUACAAUACGUAAUCUUUUAAGUUACUGUAUUUCCUUUAACUAAGAAAACAGAAUCCUACUUAUUAUGCUUAUUAUAGUGUCACUAAAUGUGAAAUUUUUUGCAACUGUAUUUAAUGGGAAGUUCAAUUAACUUCCGUUUAAAGAAAAUGCAGUAUUCCUGGUUAACACUUGUCCCCUUGGUGUGGUUAGUAUGAACACAGAAUCUGCCCAUUCCCUAAUUCCUAGACCAGGUUUGGGGACAGCUGCUGUAGAUUUGAAGAAUUUGUCUGUUUUGUUUUGCAUAUUUUCAUCUCAACUACGAUCUUCGAAAAUUUCCCAAUUACUUACAAGAAUGUUGAUCUGAGCAGGGUGUUUCAUGAUUUUCUUCGUAGGUAAUUUCAAUAGCUAGAUAUUUAGAAUGUAAAAUUAGUGAAAGUCUUGCUUUGUAACAUCGGCUGUCUUAAUUUUCACACGUGUCAGUGUUGGAUUGUAAGAACAAUAAUAUCUUUUAUAUUAUUAGAUGGUAAAUUCAAGUUUUUUUAAACCCCUCCCAAUAAGGAGCUCUUUUAGGGGAUUAAGUAAUCCAUUUGCCUCGUUUUCACGCAACCGUGUGUUUUUGUAAAGUUGAUGGCCUAAGCCAAAAGAUGAAUCAAAAAUUGAUGUCGAA
Messenger RNA from Rhopilema esculentum, 6398 nucleotides. Its product is annotated as beta-3 adrenergic receptor. The record is from RefSeq and is a predicted model, not a curated record. Gene Ontology annotation, cellular component: membrane. Gene Ontology annotation, molecular function: G protein-coupled receptor activity. Lineage: Eukaryota; Metazoa; Cnidaria; Scyphozoa; Rhizostomeae; Rhizostomatidae. Gene Ontology annotation, biological process: G protein-coupled receptor signaling pathway.